Bipolaris oryzae ATCC 44560 is the source of this 225-nucleotide messenger RNA. RefSeq lists its product as uncharacterized. NCBI's taxonomy places the organism in Eukaryota, Fungi, Ascomycota, Dothideomycetes, Pleosporales, Pleosporaceae. The transcript has a single exon. The coding region runs from base 1 to 225 and encodes 74 amino acids. The record is from RefSeq and is a predicted model, not a curated record.
AUGUCCUCUCGCCAGAUCAUAUGCCCGAGGAGAGGUACACUAGCAAGCAAACAUUCAAUCGUGACGUAUUCUUCCCCAGAAACAAGCAUAAUACCUUGCGCUGCGAGUAUGUACAUCUUGCGUUGGCCCAUGGGAGUGUAUUUCUCUUAUAAGAUGAUCAUGGCUGCACAUGAACCGCCCGACAUGCUUUUGAAGAUAACAUUGCACCAGGAAAAACUUAUGUAA